CUGGAGAUCUUGCAGGGCACGCUAAGAACGCUGCGAGCCCAAUCAUGCAAGGCCCUGAGUCAAAUGAAGUUCCUGUUUCCGUGCAACCGUCCUCCUGAAGGCAUCGAUCUGUUGCUGUCUGUGCUGCAGCUGAGCCUCAAAUUGAUGAGCUACCUAUGCCCGUCCUCACAGAACUCGUUUGAGUCGUGUCUCAAGGCCAUAGUCCAGGGCAUGUUCAAGCCGUGCUAUGAGAUGUUCCGAACUGUGGCCAUUGGCGACCUGGGCCAGGGGAGAAACGCCACCCUUGACCCUCGACUGGUAUUUCAGCAUCAGCAAGAUGGCCGCCAGCACGUUCUACCAGCUGCUGAUGAAUGACGUACACGCCCUCACGGAGACUGACCCACGGCACAAGCCCUUGGUCGAGAUUGACCUUCGGAUGCUGGCCCUGGGGUACCGGCUGAAGCAACUGGACAGCGACUGGAAGAUGUACAUAACACCUCA
This is a messenger RNA of Aplysia californica (California sea hare), 480 nucleotides long. RefSeq lists its product as uncharacterized. Lineage: Eukaryota; Metazoa; Mollusca; Gastropoda; Aplysiida; Aplysiidae. The record is from RefSeq and is a predicted model, not a curated record.